AUGGUGCGGGUUUUCUAUCGGCGUCUCCAUCGCCAGCUGCAGCUGCUCCUCCUCACGCUCGCCUGGCGGAGGCGCGUGUGGGCCGAGGGCGGCGGCCUCUUUGAGGAUCUGCUCCUGGAUGAAAAGCCAGGCAUCCGCCGUUUGGCCCUCACCGAUGGAGACAAGGGCGCUGUAGUCGGACUUAUCCGUCGGCAGCGGCGCGUGCAGCCCAAGUUCAGCGUGUUGGACAUUGGCGCUGUGGCAAACCCCUGGUCCAUCCACUCUGGGGUGGCAGAUGCCAUCUUCGAUCUCUUCGCCGACCAUUACCCCUCCUGCUUCCUCCCGGACCAGCUUCAAUGGGGUCGAGACUGCUGCAGCUCCAAACACGAUGCUUGCUUCGACGGGCUCUACACGCGGGAGCGCUGCUGCAGGGGCCCUGAGCCUGUCCAGCUGAUGCAGUUCGUGGGGGAUGUCACGGACGAGCAUGGCGGCGGAUGGAAAAACUUGCAGGCCUACGUGGCCGCCUUUGGCAAGUUUGACUUUGUGGUCACGUCCCACGUUCUGGAGGAUCUGCGUGAACCGUCAACGGUCGUUCGGCUGUUGCCGAUGAUCGCAAAGGCUGGAUUUGUGGCGGUGCCUUCGAAGUUCUACGAGCUCACCUACCAGGAUGACACACCAGACCCGGACUCCUUGGGCCUGAGGCGCAAGUAUCGCGGCUGCAUCCACCAUCACUGGAUCUACACGGUGCAGAAUGACACCUUGCUAGCAGUUCCGAAGCUGCCAUACUUGGAGGAAGAUGCCGUGAUGGAUGGCCUGGAGCUUCUUGGCCGGAACGAGAGCCUCAAGGAGAUGGCCCUGGUCUGGACGGGCCGAUUGCCGAUGAAGCUGUUAAACCAGGGCUUCAUGGGCCCCACUGUGGAAGGAAUUGUGCAGAUGGUACGCGACGCUGUUGGGCCAGCAUCGUUCGAUGAUGUUGACAGGGCCCGGCUCUCGACGCAGCAGUUGCCGUAA
Symbiodinium natans is the source of this 990-nucleotide messenger RNA. The record is from the annotation of a GenBank genome assembly. NCBI's taxonomy places the organism in Eukaryota, Dinophyceae, Suessiales, Symbiodiniaceae.